This is a messenger RNA of Perognathus longimembris pacificus (Pacific pocket mouse), 679 nucleotides long. It is a transcript of the gene C20H2orf76, whose product is annotated as chromosome 20 C2orf76 homolog. Bases 218 to 598 code for a protein of 126 amino acids. The record is from RefSeq and is a predicted model, not a curated record. The transcript is spliced from 6 exons. Lineage: Eukaryota; Metazoa; Chordata; Mammalia; Rodentia; Heteromyidae.
AGUGUCAUGUAAGUGAACUAAAGAAAACGACAAGGAAAUGUGCAAAUGUUUACUUGAUUCUCACAUAGUUCUUGUUUAUUACAAAUAUGUUUACUUUUUAUUUCAGUUUUUGGGUCUUUUGAGACAGAGUCUUCCUGUGUAGCUCAUACUACUCUUGAACAUACGAUCCUCUUGCCUCAGCUUCUGGAAUGCUAGAAUUACACAGGAAUUGCUUCACAUGGCUGCUGAAGGAGUGACCAUUACAGUUCGAAUCAUUCGUUCCUUUGAGCACCGCAAUUUCAAAUUUUUGGUGUAUCAUGGAAUUAGUUUGGAUCAGACUGUAAAGGAAUUUAUAGUAUUUCUAAAGCAAGAUAUUCCUUUGAGGACCAACUUGCCACCACCCUUCAGAAAUUACAAAUAUGAUAAACUAAAGAUUAUUCAUCAAGCACAUAAAUCAAAGACAAAUGAGCUGGUGUUGAAUUUGGAGGAUGAUGACCGACUUCUGCUCAGAGAAGGCAGCACUCUGAGAGAGGCAGGCCUUGCCAAUGAAACUGAAAUUGCAUUCUUCUGUGAAGAAGAUUAUAGGAAGUACAAAGUUAAUCCCAUCUCAUCCUGGUGAAAGGUGUCUCUGGGCUUCCUUUUUCCAUACCUACGCUAAGCUCUUUAUACCUGAAUUGACAAAUAAAUCUUAACACAUUAA